Molecule: messenger RNA, 3647 nt
Organism: Rhineura floridana
Lineage: Eukaryota; Metazoa; Chordata; Lepidosauria; Squamata; Rhineuridae
Gene: NAA60
Product: N-alpha-acetyltransferase 60, NatF catalytic subunit
Exons: 7
Coding region: 228-956 (242 amino acids)
Biological process (GO): N-terminal peptidyl-methionine acetylation
Cellular component (GO): Golgi membrane
Molecular function (GO): histone acetyltransferase activity; protein-N-terminal amino-acid acetyltransferase activity
Source: RefSeq, a predicted model, not a curated record
UGACAGGAGCCACGUGACACCACUCUCCCGCCGCAGCGGCCAAUGGGGAGCCGCCUUCCUGCGAGGUCGGACCGCCGGCGCAGAGGAAUUCGCUCCAGCUCGCUUGUUCGGCCUCCGCCGCUGCCGCCGUUCCUUUCCGUCUUCCGCGGGAUGAAUUGAGGAAGCUGCGUCCAGACGACGACGCCGGCCUGGAGCUGGGGCAGCCGCCGCCCCCUCCUCAGGUGUGAAUGACAGAGGAGGUGCCUCCAACUGCACUUAGUGAGAUAUACCUUCGUCUCCUGUGCCAUGAUGACAUAGACACAGUCAAGCAGCUUUGCAGCGAUUGGUUCCCAAUAGAGUACCCUGACUCAUGGUAUCGGGACAUCACCUCCAACAAGAAGUUUUUUUCCCUGGCAGCCACUUACCGAGGCUCUAUUGUGGGAAUGAUAGUAGCUGAGAUCAAGAGUCGAACCAAAGUACACAAAGAGGAUGGUGACAUUUUAGCUUCCAGUUUUCCAGUUGAUACUCAGGUUGCUUACAUUUUAAGCCUCGGAGUGGUAAAAGAAUUUCGAAAGCAUGGCAUAGGUUCUCUCUUACUUGAAAGCUUAAAAGAUCACAUAUCAACGACUGCCCAGGACCACUGCAAAGCCAUCUACCUGCAUGUCCUCACCACUAACAAUACCGCAAUAAAUUUCUAUGAAAACAGAGACUUUAAGCAGCACCAUUACCUGCCCUAUUAUUAUUCCAUAAGAGGUGUCCUCAAAGAUGGCUUCACUUACGUUCUAUACAUCAAUGGCGGGCACCCUCCAUGGACAAUCUUUGACUAUCUUCAGCACAUUGGUUCGACCUUGGCCAAUCUGAGCCCCUGUUCGAUUCCUCAGCGGAUCUACCGUCAAGCCCAGAGCCUCCUCUGCAGUCUCUUGCCGUGGUCGGGCAUUUCAGCAAAGAGCGGCAUUGAAUACAGCCGGACAAUGUGAUCCCAAGGCAGGUCCUUCUCCAUGUGAUGAAACUGACAAUGGCUUUGCUUGCUAACCAGCCCUGUGAACCUGGAUGCCCCUCUGCGGACUAGCCAAGAUUUGGCAGAAUGUCUCAUCUUGCUGUCCUCCUAGUUUCCCACUUGGCGCUUAAGAACGUUCAGGUCGAAAGCCACGGUCCUCCUGUGCUGGAGGUGAGCAACAGUUUAUCCACAGGCCAGCCUUCCCACAGCUGCCCAGACGAUGCAAUGUUUGUUAUGAGCAAUCUGCUUGGGGCGAGGAUGUACCUUGCAGCAAGCAAAGGAAGACUGUGUCGACUUCUCCCUGGUGCUGUGGCAUGGCUCCCAAGGCCAUGAUUCGUCACUCCUUUGCUGUAGACAUUGUGGCUUCAUAAGCCGCACCUCUAUGUCUGUCUGUCUGUUGCUGAGAAGCCCAGGGCUUAAACGUCCCGCCGCUCAUAAUGGCCUCCUUUGCCCAGUUGUGGUUUUAAGUACCUAUCUUAUGUAGGUAAUGCAGAGGGAAUGGAUUGGCUGUUUCAUUGUGUGUGUGUGUGUGUGUGUCAACAUACACUGUGUAUUUGUCAUUUUGUCUACAGUCUGAGCUAGAACUCAAGAACUUGGGGUGCUGUAAAAGUGUGGGAAGACUUGAGGAAUCACCUUUUUGAAGUUCAGGGGGCCAAUCAUACUGAACCCCACCAAGUUCCUCCCUGGCUGAAUGUUCCAUUGGGAGCCAGAAGUACUUGCCCAACAGUUUUCCUGAUGUCCCAAGGUACAAUUUUGGGAAAGGGUCUCCCCACUAGAUUGCAGCCAGGGUCAAGGACAUACAGAGGAGACACUUUGCUGCAAGGCAGGCAUUUCAUCUUAGGUUUCUGCUGUCUGUUGAGGCAUCCUUGGGACCUUAAAUUAGGAUGUUUUUUGUUUGCUACAUGUUCUGCACAAGACACGUUCCCCAUCUAGCUAUUAAUCAUUGGCUAUGUUGCCAAGAGCGGCAAUUCUCUAGGAGCAUGGUGUAGGCCAGAGAGGCACUUCUGAUCCCCCAAGAGUGCUGUGGGGCACAACCACAUUGCCAUGCCUUGUCUGGGCUUUGCACCACAGCUGGCAGGUGCGACUGGCUGCCUUACUGGCCAGUAGGAUAAGGUGCCAAGCUGUUAUGCAGAACACCCCUCUGGAAAAGGAGUGCUUUGCAAAGAGCAGCACUCUUAGGAUUAUGACUUCGCUGAUGCUUAGGAGGCUUAUUCCCCCCCCCCAUGACUGCAAUAAAAGUCAAGGCAUGCUUGAUGCAAGGCAAGGAGCCUGUACCUCUGUGGUUGUCUUCUGAGAAGAGUUGCCAACGUCUUGGCGAACCCUUCUAGCGACCUUUGCAACAGUGCCGGGAAGCUUGUCUUCCAACCCUCGUGUCGCACUGUGAGCCUGGAGCUCUCAGGCCUCUGCCUGACCAGACAUCUCCUCUCUCCCUUCCUGAAUGCACUUGUAUUUCCCACCCACUUUAAACCAUAAAAAGUUGGGGAAACAGCAGGCCUGGAUUUCCAAUUGGAAACAGAAUGCAGUAAAGAUUUUACUGAGUUUGUGGCAGGAAGAUGCUAAGAAAUGGCAGUAUCCAGAGGAAGGCCCAGUGCCUCUUCUGCGUUGUGACAGCCAUGCGCCAAAGAGGUGCACCUUCCCCCAAUACUGGCGUAGUCUGCCUGUUUCCUUUGCUCUCUUCUGAGACUUGCACUUUUUAGCUGUUGAGGGAUAAAGCAGCCCUUCCUUUUCAGGGUGGGACAGGAAACCUUCCUUGCCGUUUGCCUGGUGGGAGGGUUCGGGAGCAUUGGCAGGGAUUCCCUGUCUGUGGCUUAGGAGACCUUGGGCUUGAUAGUGUUCUACUACAUCGAUAUGGAACUACUCCACCGUGCUCGUGAGGGGCUGUGACGUGUCCGUAAGCCGGCAAGCUUUGCAUCUUGGUGUUACUGUGGAGUGCUGGCGUAUGGCACGAUGACCUGCUGGGUUUGGUGAGACUUCAGUGGCAUUUCUGCCGUGUGGGGCUUGCCAAAACGUUACUUGCCUUCCAGUAAUGAUCAAGAGCCUUCUGGCAGAGUUGGGAGCCGCACAAAGGAAUUGCCGGCUGGUCCCAAAGGGCGGUGGCUGGGCCAGGAGAAGGGCCCCGUUACGCUGCAGAGGGCAGAAGCCGAGCAGAGCGUCACCUCUGCCAUAAGCAGGCGCCCCUGAGGCCGAUUCAGACGACCCUUUGGGUGCUUCCUCAUCCUGUUGGUGGAUUGCACUGACCGUGGUACCCUUUGUGCAUCUUGUCAAGGGGCUCCAAGCUUGGAAUGAGAAAAGUUCAUUUAAAUAACAAUCAUUGCAUGUGAUUUUCUUUACCUGUGUGCCGUUUUUGUUUUUGUUUUAAAAAAAAUACUUUACUUUGGCGUGAGAAUGUCCUGAGUUGAUACUGUGUCAAUGUGUGUUUUGGUUUUUCUUUUUCUGGGUUUGUACACUACGUGUCCUUGUCUGAAUUCUUUACUGCUCUUGUACACCUGGCUGUCUGUUGUGCGUGCACACGCUGCUCCUUAUAAAACAGCUUCAGGAAAACAAAAAGCCUCAGCUGUGGGCUUCUAUGAGAAGACUGUCGUGUUGGCCACAAGCCUGCUAUACCCUUAUUUAUUGAGCAGCAAGAGUCAGCCAGUCACUUUAAAUGUCUUGGAUUAAAAGGGUUGUUUUA